AUGCACUCAUUUUCCCUCCGCAUCCUAAGGAUUCAAGCCAGUCGAUUUGGAUCACAGAAAUCAAAAGUGGAGAAGAUAAUUGGCGAAUUCUUACAAGCAGCCAGAGAACGAGGCCUCCACACCCGGUCACCGUCAUACUCCAGACCAGAUGUUGAUGCAGACUCACCUUCUCGUUCAGCACCAUCAAAUGAGGAACUGGAUACUGAGUUCGACCCAAGCAAAUUUCAUCAGAACACAAAAUUAUUUGGUGAGCAAAUCAGCCAACCGCCAAUAUCACCAGAUCUGGUUCGAUACUGGGAAGACAGCAUGGAGAAUGAUCAGCUACCAACUGAGGAUCCACCCACAUCUCCCGAUCUAUUCGCGCCAAAUCCUUACGUCCCACACCAUCUGAUACAUCCUGAAAAGAAAUGGGAAAUCGAAUCACACCUACCACGAAGACCACUCAACAACACUUGGUGGUCUUCCCAACCAGCAUGUGAACGGCGACGGAAUCUCUCAGUGCCAACUAUGACCCAACAGCCACCUGUAAGCCAUACAAAGUGGAAGAACACCGGUGGUGAUGUGGUGCAUUCUAUGGGAUCACUAACCUCGGUGAAUUAUGUCCACCCAGCUUCACAAUAUCUGGAAUCACCAGGUUACAAUUCUCUGCAGCCUGGCGUUUUACACCGUGACUGGGAUUUCCAUCGCCCAGCCGCAUCACACGAAUGGGCACCGAAUGAUUUACAGUGGUACGGAGAAGCAUACAGAAGACCACCAGACCAGCGCCAAGAAAACAGCAACCAGGCCAGGCCUCAUACAUGGAAUGAGCAACCUUGCCCUCGGUAUCGUGAAGACCAUUAUUCCAGAGGAGAACCUAUCCUACCUCAAUACAGUCGAGCCUCACCACGUGGGAGUUGGUUGGAGCAGAGGUAUUCAUCGGACCGGGACAACGAUUUUAGAUCUGAUCGAUCGAGGAUUUCGUACUCCCCCGGCAAACCCAAAAUACUUCCGUACGAAAUGUUUCAGAAACAUUGUCGUUGUUGCCGCUUCAAUAAGGACAGGUAUUACGAUCCUUCGUGUCCACGAGAUGAGUUCAGAGAAGGAAACGGUUGGUGUCGAACUCAGCUAGAUGAUCUCACUACACGUUUUUAUGAACCAAUAAGAGAAAGAGGUGACAGAUAUUCAGUCUGUACGAAAAAUCCAGUUCCCACCAAAACAAGGGAGGAGAAACGGAAUUGCGAGAAUAGAUCCAUGAGAAUGCCUUCUGUGAUUCCUGAGAUCUCAAGGAGUCCCUUGAUGACAAGUGAAAACUCCGGAUUGGCUGACUGUUGCUCACCAAUUCGUUCGGAAAAUAACCCUCCAAACUCAGCACAGCAGCGAUCCAAGCUUUCCUCCGUUUACCCAAACGAAACGUUUAAAACGUUGGGCAGUUUGGAAUGUCCGUCCACAGAGACGACAAACUUUUCUACUCUUACAUAUGAGAGGCGACCUCGUUGUGAAUGUAAAUCGAAAACGCCUAUGCACACCGGCGAACUCAGCGAGGAAAACGAUGCUCACAAAGUGAAACUCUGUCGUCGACAAGAGCAUGAUGCGAGCGGAGAUGAGCCAGUCACUUCAAGUCAGGGAAUUGGUCAGCUUUACUCCGAACAUCUUCAGUUUUGGCACAUAUUGAUACACCGGUUACUUCCAAGUUCUACAUGCUACGCAACUCCAAUAGAACAGGCCCCGAAAGAGGGGCGCACAUCGCCACCGGAACCCCGUGGUCUCAGUAGAAAUCGGAAACCAUGCAGGGACACUGCAGCAGGGCUGAAGCGGACGUUUUCUUUCAAGGCACUGGCCACCUCUACGCCGUGCAUUAAGCGUGGGGAUCACGUUCACGUGACGAAUGAAGCGACUCCAUGCGCCAGGAACCUAUCUCCCACAACAACUGUUGUCCUUCGGGGGUCAACGGACAUGCGUGGUAACCCGACCGUAAUGUACCAAUCACCAAAAAAGAAUGAUUCCUUGACAGGGAAAGACCCACUGUCCUAUGAACCGGAGGAGAAGGUCCGUGGUUCGAACCCAACCUCUGCCUUUCGACUUCCCCUGUCUAAGCUUGGGCAACCUGACAGUAUCCCAGCCCUCGUGCUUCCUUCGGGUGGUAUAGCAGCUAAGCACCGGGAGGGUGCUACAGCCGAACGAUUGUUUCCUGUCGGCCUUGUUUGGCAUACCACUGUAUCUUUGAAUGCUUCUUCAUAUCAGCGUCAAAGUCCAAUAUUAUGCUGUAGUAUAUCAAUCAACCCAGUUCCGUAUGUCGCUUCUCGGUGCCAGCAGAUAACUUCAAUGAACAGCUGA
This is a messenger RNA of Opisthorchis viverrini, 2313 nucleotides long. RefSeq lists its product as hypothetical. The record is from RefSeq and is a predicted model, not a curated record. The coding region runs from base 1 to 2313 and encodes 770 amino acids. The transcript has 8 exons. NCBI's taxonomy places the organism in Eukaryota, Metazoa, Platyhelminthes, Trematoda, Opisthorchiida, Opisthorchiidae.